Messenger RNA from Prunus persica (peach), 1476 nucleotides. RefSeq names its product zinc finger MYM-type protein 1-like. NCBI's taxonomy places the organism in Eukaryota, Viridiplantae, Streptophyta, Magnoliopsida, Rosales, Rosaceae. The transcript has a single exon. The record is from RefSeq and is a predicted model, not a curated record. The coding region runs from base 1 to 1476 and encodes 491 amino acids.
AUGGAAAGAUUUUUUAAGAGAAAGUCAUCAUUGGGUAGUUCGGAUAGUGUGGGAAGUUCAAGAACUUCAAGUUCAAGACAAAGUGAGUUAGAUGAGGUUUUGGCUAAUCUUCAGGCAGACCCGGGACUAAGAAUUCGUAUGAUUGAGUAUGAUGCUAAUAUUAGAGAUGAGGUUCGAAGAGCAUAUCUACAAAAAAGACCUUGUCAACCUAGAGGUCAUUAUUUCCCACAAAGUAAUAUCUCAGGACUUAAUCGACGCUUCAUUCCCCAAUGGUUUGAUGAAUUUGAUUGGUUGGAGUAUAGUGUAUCUAAAGAUGUUGCAUUUUGUCUUUAUUGCUAUCUCUUUAAAUCCAAUUUUGAACAAGUGGGUAGUGAAGCCUUCACUGGAGCAGGGUUUAAGAAUUGGAAGAAAGGGAGGGAAAGAAUGAAGGUGCAUGUUGGACCGGUUGGUAGUGUUCAUAAUAAAGGUAGAGAAGCCGCUACAAAUUUGAUGAAUCAAAAUACACAUAUUGAAACGGCUGUGAGCAAACACUCUGAACAAGCUCAUAUGGCAUAUCGAAGAUGCUUAAUUGCAUCAAUCAAGUGCACUAAGUUUCUAUUGAGACAAGGUCUUUCUUUUCGUGGAAAUGAUGAAAGUGCCACUUCAAGCAAUAGGGGAAAUUACUUGGAGUUAUUGCAAUUCCUUGCAGACAAUGAUGAGAAAGUUAAAGAAGUUGUGUUGGAAAAUGCUCCGGGGAAUCUCAAGUUAGUAGCUCCAAAGAUUCAAAAAGAUAUUGUGAAUGCAUGUGCCGGGGAAACACUUGAUGUCAUCAUGAGUGGUUUAAAAGAUAGAUUCUUUUCUAUAUUGGUGGAUGAAGCACGUGAUAUUUCUGUGAAAGAGCAAAUGGCUAUGGUGUUGCGUUAUGUGGAUGACAAAGGGCAUGUAAUUGAGAGGUUUAUGGGGGUUCAACAUGUUACUGACACCACUUCAAGUACACUAAAGGAUGCCAUUGACAUAUUCUUUUCUUCCAAUGGUUUGAGCUUUUCCAAGUUACGAGGACAAGGUUAUGAUGGAGCUAGCAAUAUGAGAGGUGAGUUGAAUGGCCUUAAAACAAAGAUUUUGAGAGAACAACCUUGUGCCUACUAUGUUCAUUGCUUUGCUCAUCAACUUCAACUAGCACUUGUUGCCGUAGCAAAGAAGAAUAUUGAUAUUGCCUCUUUCUUUACAACCACUAAUAGUUUGGUUAACCAUGUUGGAGCAUCGUGUAAGCGGCGUGAUGCACUUAGAGCACAACUCCAAGAAGAACUUGUGAUAGCUUUUGAAAAUGAUUGUCUUAUAACGGGGCGAGGUUUGCAUCAAGAAACAAGUCUCAUACGUGCCGGUGACACACGAUGGAGCUCACACUACGGUACCAUUAUUAGCAUCAUUUCUAUGUUUUCAUCUGUGAUUUAUGUGCUUCAAAUGAUCUGUGAUUCAUGUGCUUCAAAUGAUUAUUGA